Messenger RNA from Diplodia corticola, 2955 nucleotides. Its product is annotated as gata zinc finger domain containing protein. Bases 1 to 2955 code for a protein of 984 amino acids. Lineage: Eukaryota; Fungi; Ascomycota; Dothideomycetes; Botryosphaeriales; Botryosphaeriaceae. The record is from RefSeq and is a predicted model, not a curated record. The transcript is spliced from 2 exons.
AUGCCCGUUCACCUUGGGUCUCGCACGAAAGUACAUCUCGUCAGCGCCGCUCUCAGAAGUACCACUACAGAUGCGCCCUCAAACAAGAAAGCCACGGCACUCACUGAGUACGUUGCGGGCGUCGAGCAAACACUCAAGAAUGGACACGUAUUGAGAGAGAGCAACAUCCCACUGGAUGGCGACAGCAACCCGCUGCACUUUCUCGACGGCGAUGAGUACAUGCCAUUCUUCUUCGUCCGCGCCGGCGAGGACUUGCGCCACGUACCUGCCACCAGAGAAGCAAGAGCCUUCCACCCAGAUCCUACGCGCAACGCCAUCUACGCAAGGAUCCUGGGUCCGGAUCCUGCAGACGCGAUCAAGAUCCCGCAAGCCCUCGCGCUUCGCGUCGAGCUUUCCAAACAGUCCUUUCUAAAGACAGAUCAGCCACUCGACGAUAUCCGCAUCGACGUGCUCUUCAACGGCCAGCUAACCCACUCUAACAUGUGGCCCAAGCGGUUCCACCAGGAGGAGCGGAGACAAGAGCAGCUGUUAAGCAUCUUCAGCGGCCUGCGAUUUCAUUGGAUGCUCGAGCGGGCCUGGGUAAUUGUACCACCUGGCCAGGACCCCGAUGGUUCUCGAAGGCGACCAAUGGCGAGCAAUGACACUCUCGAAGAUCGCUGGGAGAAGAUUCAGAAGGAGGUCAUGAAAGAAGCCUCGGCGAGAGGAGUCGACAAGGAGGGGAACCCGCCUGUGGUGGCGAGAUACCUUACGAAAGUUGCGAAGCUGGCCAUGCCUGAAGAGUUGAAGGCUUGGUCAGAGCCACGCGGGCAGUCUUUUGGGGUCAUUGAUGUCGUGUUGUCAUAUGGCUACGGCUUCAAGCACAAUCCUGCAAAGGCCUACCUUUCCGAACCCACGCGCAUGGGGAGUUCAAAGUUCAAGCAACGGCAUGAAACCCCUCCGAUCUUCGAAGACAUACCUCUUCAACCGAAGAUGGAUGCUGAAAGGACUACUGGCCGUUACAACCUGAGGACCGAUAGUCCGGCUCGACGUGGUUCCGGUAAAAAGACCCCAACUAUUGGGAGAAUUCCGGCAAGACCAAGGCCAGACAAGACAUCCUCGCGAGCCCUGCAAUCUGAUACAUCAUCAGGACCGUCCGUUGAAAAGGCAGGCAAUACGAUCAGGUCUUCCGAACAGCUGCCGCCACACAUUUCUGAGAGCGUAACUAAACAAGGUUACAGCCUCCAGGUUGGGCCCGCCCUUGAUGAUUCGCCAGCCAAAGUAAGGGGUGAGAUUGCCAUGGAAAGACACAAGGAGCAAAUGAAGAGACUUGAUCAGCAAUCAUACGUCACUUCACCGAGGGCCGCCGUUAACCAUAUGUCUACUCGAUUCGUAGAGCGACUUGGCGCAAUACCUGAAGACGAGGCAACUUCAACUUCCAGUCCUGGUGACCUUUUCAACAGUUCAGGUACUGGCACACAGCCAGAGCCACUCAACGCUAUCGGGAUGUCAUCUUCGAUGCCUCUUGGAUCAUCACAAGCCUCGGAAGCAACCAAGACCGAUCUCGCCCCUUUGUCAAGCUCAAUGCCCGAUAUUAAAACUAGUUCAUCGUCGCUUGGAGCGCCACUCUUACCGCCGAUAGAAAUUCAAACUGGUAUUCGUACCCGCCGUAAGGCUGAUCAAGAUGAAGGAGGAAGUCCUCGCAAGAAGCGUCGGCUUUCUGGUGGAAUCUCACCCCUGGAUAUCAAGUCGGCAGAACGCGGGCUUGGGAUGACGAAUCGUGGCGUAUUCACCACACUGGGCAGCCCUCAUGACAAGUCUCCACGGUCUCUAUUCAACUCCUUCACCCUAAGCUCGAGAAUCGACCUGGAUCCCGCCGGACCGCGUCGCCGCCCUCCUACGUCCCCGCUUACCCCGAAUCAGAAUAUGGACCAGAAGGAGGAUCCCAUAAUCCGGCGUGUUGUCUUUAAGAAGUCCAAGGAAGUUAUCCACACUAUCAACAUCAACAAUGCCUUCCGCCUCUCGCAGCUUCCCUCCGCCGCUGCCGCCGCUGAGGAUCGUACCAACAUGAGACGGGUCGCAGAGGGCAAACAGCCUUUCCAAAGGGUCACAUCUCUCCUCUCUCCCUCUCGUCCCCCCUUCCCACCUUCAACUCCUUACCAACACGGCCCCACCACCCCGACCCACAUCAUCCCGAGCACACCCGUCCCGCCCCGUACCCAGGCCGGCAUCCCAAGCAGUACCGGCAGCACCUAUCCCAUCAGAGGCGGCAUCCACAACACGCCCAACCCGCUGCCGCGCUACCCGCAGCCAACGACAACACAACAGAGCCCUUACUUCACCCCUGCUACCGCCACCCCGCCGCAAGCGAUCGCCCCCACCCACGACGACGACCUGGGCUCCGCCUCCUCGUACGCACCGCCAUCAACCCGCACAAGGGCAGCAGCCGCCACCACCACCACGCCAAACAACCGCCACCGCCGCAUCCCGUCACGCGCGACGGCGACGUCAUCAGCAGCCACCCCGCACAGACCGCCACCCAACUCCGCCACCACCACCACCACCCUCUCCGCCAGCGGCACCAGAACAACCCGCCCCGCAUCCAUCCGCGCAGGCGACGACCACCCCCGCCGCCCCAACCCGCACGCGCUGAUGGAAAAACAGAUCCGCGCGUUCGAGACGCCGGCGCUGGCGCGGGACUGCGCCAUCGCAUAUGCGCAGCCGUCGUCGACGGCGACUUCUCUGCCACCGCUGCCACCGCCACCGCCACCGGCGGGUGUUCAUCAACAAGCGAGGGGCGGCGGGCGGUUCUCUGCUGCUGCUGCUGCGGCGGCAGCGGCAGAGACGGGUGAGGAUGGGUGGAGGGAGGGGGAGCCGAGGGCGUUUGGGGGUGGGGUCGUGAGGCAGGUGAGGAGUGAGAGGACGGGGGAGUUUGAGGAGGAGGGGAUUCUGGUGGGGGUGAGGUUUUUGGUUGUUUGA